Molecule: messenger RNA, 1687 nt
Organism: Tarenaya hassleriana
Lineage: Eukaryota; Viridiplantae; Streptophyta; Magnoliopsida; Brassicales; Cleomaceae
Product: probable aminotransferase ACS10
Exons: 4
Coding region: 122-1687 (521 amino acids)
Biological process (GO): biosynthetic process; amino acid metabolic process
Molecular function (GO): aromatic-amino-acid:2-oxoglutarate transaminase activity; L-aspartate:2-oxoglutarate transaminase activity; pyridoxal phosphate binding
Source: RefSeq, a predicted model, not a curated record
AAAUCGAAAUUUCAAUUUUUAAAAAAUAAAAAUUUCUCUAACCUAUUGGGUUCGCCGUGGACCCGAUAACCCGUUUCCCGACCCGGAAAAACUCCAUUUUUUUCUCGAGUUCAGUAUAAUAAUGACUCGUGCCGGAGCUCGCCGGAGCCCGACACCGGAAUCAAAAUCAUCCGCCGAAGGUGGCGGAGGCGGAGGCGGCGGAGGAACUACCGCGAUGAGAGUCAUAGUGCCUUUACAAGGAGUGGUUCAGAAUCGCGGCGGUUUGUUCCUGGGCUCGGUCAUUCCAUGUGGUCUCUUCUACUUCCUUCAGCUUUACCUCAAACGCAACCGGAGAACCGAACCCGACCCGACGACCGACCAGUCCUCCGGUUCUUCACCCGGGUCUGGUUCUCCGGGUUCGGCCCGGUCGCAAUCCGCUGGGCAUCUCACGGAGCUCACUGGGUUACCUCGGUCUCUCUCUCGGGUUCUUCUCUGGCCGAGAAAUUCGGGUGGACCCGUUUCGGUUUCGGGUUCGGGUCGGGCGAAUACUGUCAUCAAGGGCGGUGACUCGCCUUACGACGUGGGGAUGAAGCUGGUCGAGGAGGACCCGUAUGACGAAUCGGGUAACGCGGAUGGCGUCAUCGAACUCGGUUUAGCUCAGAACAAGGCUGUUGCAGGGUUCAUGUCUGAAGCAACCAAGAAUUCGGUUUCCUUUGAUCCAUCACAGUUAUUAUUGACUUCUGGUGCAUCAUCAGCCAUUGAGAUUCUUUCUUUUUGCUUAGCUGAUCCUGGAAACGCUUUCCUGAUUCCUACACCAUGUUCCCCAGGAUUUGAUCGGGACGUGAAAUGGCGAACUGGGGUGGAUGUCAUACACGUUCCUUGCAGAAGUGCUGACAACUUCAACAUAUCUGUGAGUGCACUCGAUCGGACAUUCUGUCAGGCCAAGAAACGUGGUGUCAGAAUCCGUGGCAUCAUAAUUUCUAACCCGUCGAAUCCAGUGGGAAGUCACUUGAGCAGAGAAAACCUCUAUGCCCUUUUCGACUUUGCCCGGGAGAGAAACAUCCAUGUAAUCUCCAACGAGAUCUUUGCAGGAUCGGUCCAUGGGAAUGAAGGAGAAGGGUUUGUGAGCACGGCUGAGAUCGCAGGCACAGACGAGAAUCUUGACCGGGAAAGAGGUCGGAAACGCGACAGUGGCGUAUCUGGAAAUAAAGGGCGGAAUGAACUCAGACGAAUAUCUUUCAUUGGUUUCAGAGUCGGUGCCAUCUAUUCCUUGAACAAGAACAUUCUAGAAGCUUCCAGAAAGCUCAUGAGGCUCUCACCCAUAUCAUCUCCGACUCAGCAUUUGCUCAUAUCUGCACUUUCCAACCCAAGUUUUGUUCAGACAUUUGUGAAAACCAACAGGGAGAGAUUACAAAAGAUCUACACAGAAACUGUGAAGGGUUUGAAAGAUUUGGGGAUAAGCUGCAGCAGAAGCAAUGGAGGAUUCGUCUGUUGGGCUGAUCUGAGAGGAUUCAUGUCCUCUUACACUGAGAAAGGCGAGAUUGAACUGUGGAACAAGCUCUUGAACAUUGGCAAGAUCAAUGUAACUCCAGGAUCUUGUUGUCAUUGUAUAGAACCAGGAUGGUUCCGGUUUUGUUUUGGUAAUUUGUCUGAGAAAGACGUGCUUGUAGUUAUCAACCGUAUCCGAAAGGUAGUCUGCAUUGAGUAA